Molecule: messenger RNA, 2406 nt
Organism: Penicillium maclennaniae
Lineage: Eukaryota; Fungi; Ascomycota; Eurotiomycetes; Eurotiales; Aspergillaceae
Gene: ade1
Product: bifunctional aminoimidazole ribotide synthase/glycinamide ribotide synthase
Exons: 2
Coding region: 1-2406 (801 amino acids)
Biological process (GO): adenine biosynthetic process; 'de novo' IMP biosynthetic process
Cellular component (GO): cytosol
Molecular function (GO): phosphoribosylamine-glycine ligase activity; metal ion binding; phosphoribosylformylglycinamidine cyclo-ligase activity
Source: RefSeq, a predicted model, not a curated record
AUGGCCCAAGAUCAGUUGCGCGUCCUCAUUGUUGGCAAUGGCGGCCGUGAGCAUGCUCUUGCUUGGAAGUUGAGCCAGUCGCCCCUCGUCGACAUUGUCUACGUCGCUCCCGGAAAUGGUGGUACUGGUAUGGGUGCUGACAAGAAGAUCGCCAAUGCCAACGUCAAGGGUGAUGACUACCCUGGAUUGGUGGCAUUCGCUCAGCAGAAUCAGGUCAACCUUGUUGUUCCUGGUCCUGAAGCCCCUCUUGUCGAUGGUAUCCAGGGUUACUUCCAGGCUGUUGGCAUCCGAUGCUUCGGUCCUUCCAAGGCUGCUGCUCGCAUGGAGGGCUCCAAGACUUUCUCCAAGGACUUCAUGCACCGCCACCAGAUUCCCACCGCUGCCUUCGGAAAUUUCAAGGACUACGAGUCCGCCCGCCAGUACCUCGACUGCGUUUCCCACAACGUCGUGAUCAAGGCCGAUGGUCUUGCCGGUGGUAAGGGUGUUGUCAUCCCCACUACUAAGGAGGAGGCGCACCAGGCGCUGAAGGAGAUGAUGGUGGACCAUCAGUUCGGCAGCGCGGGUGACGAGGUCGUCAUCGAGGAGUACCUGGAGGGUGAUGAGUUGAGCAUUCUCACUUUCAGUGAUGGCUACACCAUUCGCUCCCUCCCUCCUGCACAGGACCACAAGCGUAUCUUUGACGGGGACAAGGGUCCUAACACUGGUGGCAUGGGCUGCUAUGCUCCUACUCGUAUUGCUCCCAAGGAGGUGCGCGAUGAGAUCGACCGCACCAUCAUCCAACCCUCAAUUGAUGGUAUGCGUCGGGAUGGUAUGCCCUUCGUUGGCAUCCUGUUCACUGGUCUUAUGAUGACCAAGAACGGCCCCAAGGUUCUCGAGUACAAUGUCCGUGGUGGUGACCCCGAGACACAGACCCUGCUGCCUCUGUUGAGCGAGGAUACCGAUCUGGCUCAGAUCAUGGUUGCUUGUACCGAGCACUGGCUCGACGGUGUCACCGUUAAGGUCGAGGAGAAGUACUCGACCACCGUCGUCGCCGUCGCCGGUGGUUACCCUGGCUCCUACGCUAAGGGCAAGGUCAUCACUUUGGACCCUACCCCCGCGGGCUCUCUCAUCUUCCAUGCCGGUACCACUAUCUCCGGAGGCGAGCUUCAGACAAAUGGCGGCCGUGUCAUCGCUGCCACUGCGACUGCCUCGACUCUCGAGGAGGCCGUCUCCAAGAGCUACGAGGGCAUCGCCACCAUCCACUUCGAUGAUAUGUUCUUCCGCAAGGACAUUGCCCACCGUGCGUUCCGCCAAACUGCCGACACCUCGCUCACGUACGCCGCCGCUGGUGUCUCUAUCGACGCUGGAAAUGAGCUGGUCAACCGCAUUAAGAGCUCCGUCGCCCGCACCAAGCGCCCUGGUACUGACGCCGUCAUCGGUGGCUUCGGUGGUCUCUUCUCUCUGCCCGCCGCCAACUCCGUUUACCACCCUCACUCUCCCACCCUCAUCGGAGCCAUCGAUGGUGUAGGUACCAAGCUCAAGAUUGCUCACACUGUGGGCAUCCACGACACCGUUGGUGUUGACCUCGUCGCCAUGAACGUCAACGACCUCGUCGUCCAGGGUGCUGAGCCUCUCUUCUUCCUCGACUGCUACUCCUGCGGCCACCUCGACGUCCCCACAGCCACAGCCUUCGUCACCGGUGUCGCAGACGGCUGUGUCCAAGCAGGCUGUGCCCUGAUCGGUGGUGAAACCGCUGAGAUGCCCGGUCUAUUCAUCGAUGACACCUACGACGCCGUCGGUGCCGCCGUCGGCGCCAUCAACACUACCGGCCCCAACGCCCGCCCUAUCCUGCCCUACACCGACGCCAUGCUCCCCGGUGACGUCUUGCUGGCCCUCGGCUCCUCAGGCCCUCACUCAAACGGCUACUCGCUCGUUCGCAAGAUUGUCGACCGCGCCGGCCUGUCCUACACCGACAAGGCCCCCUUCACCGUCCCCGGCCUACCCGAGGACGUUUCCCUCGGCCGUGCUCUCCUCACCCCGACCCGCAUCUACGUCAAGUCCAUCUUGGCCGCUCUCGCCGCUCACCCCGCCGCUAUCAAGGGUCUCGCCCAUAUCACCGGUGGUGGUCUGGUCGAGAACGUCCCCCGUAUGCUGCCGAAGACUCUGUCCGCGCAUAUUGACGUCCGCACCUGGGCUCAGCCCUCCGUCUUCCAAUGGCUUCAGCGCGCUGGUAACGUCUCGGCUGCCGAGAUGGCUCGUGCCUUCAACUGCGGUGUUGGUAUGAUCAUCGCUGUCGACCCUGCUUCGGAGGCUGCUGUUCGUCAGAGCUUCGAGGCUGCGGGUGAGGCUGUUUACCGCAUUGGUGAGCUGCAGGCUCGUGCUGAGGAUGAGGGCUGUGUCCUCUCUGGUCUUGAGUCUUGGGCUUAG